AUGGCCCAGCCAUCAGGAAAGAUCCUCGAGGGUGUCUUUGCCAUCAGCAAGCCUCCAAGCAUCUCUUCUGCCCAAGUCCUUCGAGAUCUGCAGCACAAAUUUGCGGAGUCCAAGACGUUUGCACCCUUACUUAACCGGACAAGAAAAGCCCAGGAAGAACAAGAGCGGCAUCAACCAAAGCGCCGCAAAAGGAGCAAUGAUCAGAUAUUCAAAAUGGGCCAUGGAGGCACACUGGACCCACUGGCAACAGGUGUCUUGAUUGUUGGAAUUGGUAGAGGGUCCAAGUCACUCUCUGACUUCCUUGCCUGCAAGAAGACCUAUGAGACGGUUGUUUUAUUUGGGAAAAGCACCGACACAUACGAUGUCAUGGGGAAAGUAGUGGCAGAGGCUUCGACCGAAGGCAUUACCCAGAAGCUUGUCGAAGACAGAUUGGCGCAGUUCCGGGGCAAGAUGAAGCAAAUCCCGCCGAUUUACAGCGCAAUCAAGAUUGAUGGCAUGAAGCUGUACGAAUAUGCUCGAAGCGGCAGGGAGUUACCCAGAGAGUUAGAAAGUCGGGAUAUUGAGAUCUCCGACUGCACAUUGCUUGAAUUCUAUGGCUCUGGAGAGCAUGACUUCAGGUGGCCAGCAGAGCAAGCGAGCGACGAAGACAAAGCUGUGGCUCGAAAGCUGAUGCCCGGUGCUGAGUCCACCAAGAGGUUCAUGGAGCAAGAAGCGGCAGCCACCAGUCCCAAAAGCCCUCCUCAUGAGAGGUUCCGAGAACAGCGCGAAAGCAACCAUCUUCCCCCUGCCAAAAAGGCCGAACUGCAUACCCACUAUCUCCCGAUACAGGAGGCUCAACCUGCCAAUGCCCCGGCGGCCCGAAUACGUCUGACUGUGAGUAGUGGUUUCUACGUGCGUUCAUUUGCACAUGACCUCGGUGUCGCUUGCAGCUCCUAUGGGACGAUGGCUGCCUUGGUUCGAAGCAAACAAGGCGACUACACCAAUAUCGACCCUACUCCAGAGGGCCUCGUUCCUGCACUCACAUACGACGAUCUGGAAGCUGGGGAGGAUAUAUGGGGUCCGAAAAUCGCUGACGUACUGACUAAAUGGGUGGAUUCUCAUCCAGCCGCUUCCAACGAGAAUAGGACUGAUAAUCGAGAUCGAUCAGAUAGAGAUUAUCGUCACAAGGGGUUCAAGAAUAGUCGGUGGAGAGAAACCGGCUCGAAGAGGACUUGGACCGGUCCGAGAGGUUGGGAAGGUUCAAAUCGACCCCGGCGGCGCAACAGCUCGUCACCUGAGACUUGA
Molecule: messenger RNA, 1284 nt
Organism: Cladophialophora psammophila CBS 110553
Lineage: Eukaryota; Fungi; Ascomycota; Eurotiomycetes; Chaetothyriales; Herpotrichiellaceae
Exons: 2
Coding region: 1-1284 (427 amino acids)
Biological process (GO): tRNA modification; mRNA pseudouridine synthesis
Cellular component (GO): mitochondrion
Molecular function (GO): RNA binding; pseudouridine synthase activity
Source: RefSeq, a predicted model, not a curated record